Messenger RNA from Zygosaccharomyces rouxii, 651 nucleotides. RefSeq names its product bifunctional phosphatidyl-N-methylethanolamine N-methyltransferase/phosphatidyl-N-dimethylethanolamine N-methyltransferase (gene OPI3). Gene Ontology annotation, biological process: phosphatidylcholine biosynthetic process. Bases 1 to 651 code for a protein of 216 amino acids. Gene Ontology annotation, molecular function: S-adenosylmethionine-dependent methyltransferase activity. The transcript has a single exon. The record is from RefSeq and is a predicted model, not a curated record. Lineage: Eukaryota; Fungi; Ascomycota; Saccharomycetes; Saccharomycetales; Saccharomycetaceae.
AUGGGUUUAGAAGAAAAGUUUCAGGAUCUUCAGUCGAUUUACAUGGAAUUGCUCAAUGAUGUCGAUUUUGAUAAGCCGUCAUUUAGAAUUACAAUGUACUUCAUCAUCUUCAAUCCAGUUUUUUGGAAUAUUGUAGCUAGAUUGGAGUACCAUACCCACUUCCUGUCAAGAUUUACCGGUAGUGCUAGAAGUGGUUGCUACACUUUGGCUGGUAGCAUUUUCUUGCUGGGUCUUGGUCGUGAUGUGUACUUCAGGAGAGCAUUGAACGAUCAACCGAAAUCAGCAUUGUUAGAUGAUGAUAGGAUUGCCGUCGCUGGUCGCUUCCUUGCUAUAAUUGGUCAAGUUCUAGUUGCUACUUCAAUGUGGAAACUACGUAUCACUGGUACUUAUCUUGGUGAUUAUUUUGGUAUUCUUAUGGAUGAAAUCGUUACCGAUUUCCCCUUCAAUGUCUCAAGCAAUCCAAUGUACCAAGGUAGUACUUUAACCUUUAUCGGUUACACACUGAUGGAGGGUAAAGCUGCUGGUUUACUACUUUCAUUCAUGGUUUAUUCCAUGUACUACUUUGCAUUGAAGUUCGAAGAACCAUUUACCGCCAUGAUCUAUGCGAAAAGAGAUGAAGAGAGAGCAAACCGUAAGAAGAAAGUUACGUAG